This is a messenger RNA of Danio aesculapii, 2151 nucleotides long. Its product is annotated as immunoglobulin superfamily DCC subclass member 3. Lineage: Eukaryota; Metazoa; Chordata; Actinopteri; Cypriniformes; Danionidae. The record is from RefSeq and is a predicted model, not a curated record. The annotation marks the transcript as partial. Gene Ontology annotation, biological process: cell-cell adhesion; axon guidance. The transcript has 13 exons. Gene Ontology annotation, cellular component: plasma membrane; axon. Gene Ontology annotation, molecular function: protein binding.
AACCUCCUCUUCUCUCUCUCAGGUUUGUGUAAUGGAUCAGAGCUGGCUUUUCUCAUAGAGCCCAGUGAUGUGAUCGCUGUACGGGACAGGCCGCUGAUGCUGGACUGCAGGGUGGAAGGUGAAGGUCCAAUCACAGUGACGUGGCACAAAAACGGAGCGCCGCUGCCUGCUACCAUUGGCAGUCGAGCGAAGAUCCUGUCCAAUGGUACGCUCCUCAUCCGCAGCUUCCAGAAGAGACGGGAUGGAGAUGCGACCGAUGCUGGAGAAUAUUACUGCGCUGCACAGAACCACUACGGCAUGCUGGUCAGCCGUAAAGCCCGUGUGCAGCUCGCAUCUCUUCCCAAAUUUCACACUCACCCUGAGUCAAUGUCAGUAGAUGAUGGAGGCGUUGCACGUUUCCAGUGUCAGGUCAAUGGUAUUCCUGAAGCCAGCAUCACUUGGGAGAAGGACCAUGUUGUGCUCGGUACAUCUGAUGACAGGUACACACUUCUCCCAAUGGGAAUCCUGCAGAUUACAGGAGUUAAGAAAGCAGAUGCUGGAAUCUACCGAUGCGUUGCCAGUAAUAUCGCCAACACCCGUUACAGCCACGAAGCUCAUCUGAACGUAACCGGAGGAGUUCCUCGCACCUAUAAGGAGCCAGUCAUCCUGUCUGGUCCACAAAACCUCACCAUCACCGUCCAUCAGACCGCCAUCCUGGAGUGCAUCGCCACCGGGAACCCUCGUCCCAUUGUGUCUUGGAGUAGACUUGAUGGCAGAUCCAUUGGAGUGGAGGGCAUUCAAGUGCUUGGCACUGGUAACCUGAUGAUCUCAGACGUCUCUCUUCAGCACUCUGGAGUGUAUGUGUGCGCUGCCAACCGGCCUGGGACAAGGAUGAGGCGUACCGCACUGGGCAGGCUGGUAGUUCAAGCUCCUCCAGAGUUCAUUCAGUGGCCGCAGUCCGUGUCGAAGCCGGCAGGGGGCAGUGCGGUGUUCACCUGUGUCGCUCAGGGGGUUCCGGAGCCGCACAUUAUAUGGCUGAAGAACGGAAAGAUACUCACGCCUGGUGAUAAUGUCAAACUCACCAACAACAACAGUACUCUGGCCGUGACUCGUAUCACCUCGGAGGAUGAAGCCAUAUAUCAGUGCAUUGCUGAAAACACUGCGGGCACGAAUCAGGCCAGCGCUCGUCUGGCGGUGUCUCUGGCCAAAGAGCUGCCCGACUCUCCUGAGGGCCUGAAGGCCACGGCUCUGUCCAAAACAUCCCUGCAGCUCUCCUGGACACAGCCGCCGGCCGAAGUCACAGACGGCAUCAUCGGAUACGUGCUGCACAUCCGCAAAUAUGGCGAGUCUGAGAGUAAAGAGCUACAGGAGGCCGUGAGCAAGACAACAUUUCAGCAUGACCUCACAAACCUGGAACCUGCGACCACCUACUCUGUUUACCUGAAGGCCUAUUCUCCGCUGGGGGCCAGUCAACAGUCCAGCACAGUGGUUUCCACAACACUAGGGGGCGUGCCCAGUCCACCUACAUUUUUCACUAAGGCUAUAAACGCCACAGCGGUCCAGGUCCUGUGGGAGCUUCCCAAUAAGCCUGGAAAAGCGGAGGGUUUCCGACUGACCUACCGCAGGGUCCCCCAUGGAGAGAUGCAGGGGCCCAUUCAGUUGCCUUGCCAUGUUAACGCUCACAUCAUCUCACAUCUUGACGCCGGCGCUGUGUAUGAAGUCAAACUGGUGGCCUACAACGGUAAUGGAGAGAGUGACUGUUCAAAGAAGCUUGUAUCACUGGCCGAGGAUGGCACUAGUGCUAAAACCAGAGCAGGAGAGGAAGCUCAAUGUAACUGCAGGGGUGUGGAGAGCUCAGUGAGCAGCAUUGUGGUCGGCAUCCACAUUGGAAUGGCCUGCAUCAUUUUCUGCGUGCUCUUCCUCAUGUUCGGAUAUCGGCGCAGUUUCCUCUGUAGGAAGGGGACCCAGGACAGCUGGUCUGUGCCACAUGGUGAAGAUGGAGGGCAUCAAGUUCAGGGUAACGGACUCCCUAAACAGGGAAUAACACAACCUGCUCAAGGCAUUGAAUUAGUUCCUCAGGGUCAUAAUAAAGAUCAGACCCAGUGCCAGGUUCUUAUUGAGCAGCACUCGUCCAAUCUGCCAGGCACGGGCACAGGCACAGGCACUGGCUAG